Messenger RNA from Acanthosepion pharaonis, 960 nucleotides. Lineage: Eukaryota; Metazoa; Mollusca; Cephalopoda; Sepiida; Sepiidae. The record is from the annotation of a GenBank genome assembly.
AUGACGAGCCGCAAAGCAGUUGAGAAAAACCAAACAACAAUGGCGGACAGCACGUUGCCGCUGCAAUACGAAGCCGUGUUCAUCUUGGCAAACGAGGGUCUCGAUUCCUACUGCGAAUAUGUUGAAUCGAACGAAAUUACUUUCUUCCUCAACGACGAGGAGGAGAGAUACUUUCAGGACCAGGGUCGCAUCUCGUCCAGCGAAAGGAAAGAAUUUAUCUUAAAGACCAGCCGCUUGGUCAACAAGAAACCUGGGCCUGCAAGUAGCAGUGGUGGCGAAGAUCAAGGAAGCGGAGACAAUAGUGACAAUGUCGAUGCUUCUUCAACAACCACCACCACAGAGGAUAAGACGGAUAACAUCAGCAAGGAAGAUGCAUUGGACUCUACUGAUGCCAGCAAUGUGGUCGGGAUGGACAUGUCUGGAGAUUACACCUUGUUCACUAAGCAACCUGUCUAUGUGUUAUUCCAACCGCCUCUUUAUGAUGGCCUGCCCCACAUUCAGGAUUUAAUUUGCGAAAGCAUCCUUAAUGCUCGAUCUAAUAUUCGGAUCUCAAUGUUCGUCUUCACGGACGUUUUUAUUUACAACUCCCUGUGUCAGGCGACCACUACGGGGGCUGUUACAAUUGACAUACUGCUUGAUGCUACACAGGUGGAACAGUUUCUGAAGAUGCUCGGCAAGAAUUGCUUGAAUGUUCCUGAUGGCUUGAAUAUCUGCCUGAACAGUGGCACUGGCCCUUAUCAAAGAAACACUGGUGCCACAAUGGGUUUAGCACAUGAAAAAUUCCUUAUCUGUGAUGAGGACAAGGCUAUCUUUGGCUCCUACAACUAUACAUGGUCAGCUGCAAACAUCAACCGGGAAAAUGUGGUGGUCGUCUCUGGCAAGCAACAUCCCAUCAUCAGAUCUCUGCUGCAACAGUUCAACAAAAUGCAAGAAACCUGCAUUCUUUUUGAAACGGACUAA